Kluyveromyces marxianus DMKU3-1042 is the source of this 2358-nucleotide messenger RNA. It is a transcript of the gene AXL2, whose product is annotated as Axl2p. Gene Ontology annotation, cellular component: membrane. The record is from RefSeq and is a predicted model, not a curated record. Gene Ontology annotation, molecular function: calcium ion binding. The transcript has a single exon. Lineage: Eukaryota; Fungi; Ascomycota; Saccharomycetes; Saccharomycetales; Saccharomycetaceae. The coding region runs from base 1 to 2358 and encodes 785 amino acids.
AUGAAGGCCGGAUUAUUGGUGUCUUCAACACUUUCACUUUUCUGUGCUGUGGCGUAUGCGUCUGUGUAUGAGGCAUACCCUGUUAACAAGCAGAUUCCUCCAAUCGCGAGAGUCGAUGAGGACUUUCAAUUCAAGAUUUCAAAUGAUACUUUCAAGUCUACGAGCGACGGUUCGGUGCAGGUGUCUUACAACGCGUACGAAAUGCCAAACUGGCUUUCGUUUGACUCCGGGUCGCUGACUUUCUCCGGUAAGCCAUCGUUGGACUUCCUGGAAGGUGAGGAGACGAGAUAUUUCAAUGUGGUUCUCGAAGGUACGGAUUCCUCGGACUCGAGCUCUUCCAACACUACUUGUCAGCUGGUAGCCACUAAGAGAUCUGGUAUUUCGGUCGCUAGCGACUUCAACCUACUUAACCUUUUGAAAAACUAUGGCUUCACUAAUGGUAAAGAUGCGCUCAAACUGUCACCAAGAGACAUCUUCAACGUCACUUUCGAAAGAAGCUACUUUGAGGGCUUGGACAACGAUACUGUGCUCACGUACUACGGUAGAAGCACCCAAUACAACGCACCUUUACCAAAUUGGGUGUUCUUCGACGUGAAUAACCUGAAGUUUAGUGGAACCGCUCCCGUGGUGAACUCGCAAAUAGCACCUGAAAUGGACUAUUCAUUUUCUCUGAUUGCGACUGAUAUCGACGGGUUUGCAGCAGCCAGUAUCGAUUUCCAAAUAGUGGUGGGUGCUCACAGGCUAACAACCUCUAUUGAGAACACUUUGGUCAUCAAUAUCACUGAUAGCGGCUCCUUCAGUUAUCCUAUCCCAUUGGACUACAUUUAUUUAGAUGACACCGUCAUUUCGAAAAGUGACUUGGGUAAUAUUGAAUUGGUGAACGCUCCAGAAUCCAUAAAAAUUUCCGAUAAUUAUACUUUGACAGGAAAACUACCUUCCGACAAUGAAACAUCAUCCUUCCAGCUUUCUAUCUAUGAUAAGUACGAAGAUGUCGUAUACUUGAACUUCCUAGUUGAAUCGACACAGAAUCUAUUUGCCAUUGCCUCGUUUCCUAGUGUCAACGUGACAAGGGGAGAAUAUUUUGAUUACUCUUUAUUGCCAUCUCAAUUCACCUCUUUCAGUGAAACAAAAGUUUCUGCUAGUUUCAACUCUGAAAACAACUGGCUACACUUCCAACCUUCCAACCUAACCUUUUUCGGAGAAGUUCCAAAUGAUUUCGACAGUUUAUCUGUUGAAAUAGUGGCCGCUGUUGGCUCAAAGAAGGAAAGCCGUACGUUGAAGAUGAUUGGAAUUGAUGGUAAAACACAUUCUCAUACUUCCUCUUCUACAUCAUCUUCUGCAUCAUCAUCUAGCACUUCUUCCGUUACAUCUACAGUUGAUGGGAAAUCAACUGCAACAGCUACCUCAACAAGUACCGUGACACCAGAUGCGAUUAACAAGAAGAAAAAGUCCAACAAUACUGUUGCAAUUGCAUGUGGUGUAGCCAUUCCUGUGGCUGUGAUCUUGAUCUUGUUAUUGUUAUUACUACUGUGGAGAAGAAGACGCAAUGAAAAGAAAAAUAAUGAUAAAGAAAAGAUGGCCAUCAGUAGUCCUGAUCCUAAGAAUCCUGCCAACGAACCUAACGACAUUGGUGCUGAAAAUCCUUUCUCCGAUGAAAAUACAUUAGAUUCCGACGACCUUUCAACAGAGGCCAAAAGAUUGGGAACUUUGAAUGCCAUGAAACUUGAUGACGUCAGUAACUCUUCCUCAAUAACCUUCUCUGAUGAAAAAGUCGGUGAAUCCAUAUACGAAGAUGCUCAAAUGGCAACUAGUAGAGACAUGCUCGUUCGUGAUGAUGAGUCUUCUGUGUUUGAUGACAAGUAUAGAACUUCAUCAGUGUACUUCCAGAACGCCCCAAGUCAACGUAAAUCUUGGCGUUUCUCUAAGGGCAAAAUGCAAGAUGAAGACAAGACGAUGAGACAAAGUUACGCAUCACUAAACACUGUCAGCACACAAGAACUUUUGACCAGUGAAUUAAAGAAUAAUACAACUCUGCCACACGACCCUCGUAAAUCAAGUUUGGGUCUACGUGAUUCAGUAUUUUGGAGUAAAGAUCAGUCCUCAUCUCCAUUGAAGACUGUUUCUGAAGAUUCUGCACGGAGCGCAGAAGAGAAAAUUAAAUCUGAAUCUGCACAUAGUUCUAUGUCAUCAGACGAUUUAAUACCUAUGAAACAGGAAGACGGCAGAUAUAAGUGGGUUGAAAACGACAGACCAGUACGAAAGCAUAGUACGAAAAGAGUGGGUUCCGUUCGUCAAAAAGUUGGUGUUGAUAUCAGAAAUGCAAACCAGUUUGCUGGCGAAUCACCCGAAAGAAUCUAA